Molecule: messenger RNA, 2085 nt
Organism: Drosophila ananassae
Lineage: Eukaryota; Metazoa; Arthropoda; Insecta; Diptera; Drosophilidae
Gene: muc
Product: dihydrolipoyllysine-residue acetyltransferase component of pyruvate dehydrogenase complex, mitochondrial
Exons: 7
Coding region: 23-1564 (513 amino acids)
Biological process (GO): pyruvate decarboxylation to acetyl-CoA
Cellular component (GO): pyruvate dehydrogenase complex
Molecular function (GO): dihydrolipoyllysine-residue acetyltransferase activity
Source: RefSeq, a predicted model, not a curated record
GGACAUUGCCAAAAUACCGAAGAUGCUGCGAUCUCUGGCGAAUACACGAAACGAAUUCGGAGCCCUGCGCUCUGUGCUCCUCCGAUCGAAUACCGUUAGCUCCGGCCGCAGAUCCGGCGCCAGCUUGGGCGUCCGUGCUCUUAGCUGCCAGCUGAACAAUUCCCGGAAUCUCCAUAGUAUCAGGUCUAAUCUUACCCCGCCAAAGCCCCUGACAGCAUGGAGCUACAACUUUGCCCGCGCCUACGCCAGCCUGCCAGAGCACAUGAGGGUGCCACUGCCCGCCCUCUCACCCACCAUGGAGCGCGGUUCGAUUGUCAGCUGGGAGAAAAAGGAAGGCGACAAACUCAACGAAGGUGACUUGCUGUGCGAAAUCGAGACGGACAAGGCCACCAUGGGCUUUGAGACUCCCGAAGAGGGUUACCUGGCCAAGAUUCUCAUCCCUGGCGGCACCAAGGACGUUCCCGUUGGCAAGCUCCUGUGCAUCAUCGUUCCCGAUCAGGGCAGUGUAGCCGCCUUCAAAGAUUUUAAGGAUGAUGGACCUGCUCCUGCCGCCGCUGCCCCACCUCCAGCUGCUCCGGCAGCAGCUCCUGCACCAGCAGCGGCACCGGCUCCAGCCCCAGCUGCUGCUCCAGCACCCGCCGCACCAGCACCCGCUCCAGCCGCUGCCCCAGCUGCAGCAGGUACGGGCCGCGUGUACGCCAGUCCGAUGGCCAAGAAACUAGCCGAGGCACAACAGCUGCGUCUACAAGGCAAGGGCAGUGGAGUCCAUGGCUCAAUUAAAUCUGGUGAUCUUGCAGCCCAGAAAUCGGGGGCCAAGGCCGCUGCUGCCGCUCCUGCAGGCCCCGCUCCUCCAGCACCAGCAGGAGCUCGCUACCAGGACAUCCCGGUGACCAACAUGAGGGCCAUCAUCGCCAAGCGCUUGCUGGAGUCCAAGACACAACUGCCUCAUUACUACGUCACCGUUCAAUGUCAAGUAGAUAAGUUGAUGAAGUUCCGGGCUCAGGUCAACAAGAAGUACGAGAAGAAGGGUGUCCGUGUCUCCGUAAACGACUUCAUUAUCAAGGCCACUGCCAUCGCCAGUCUUAAGGUGCCCGAGGCCAACUCCGCAUGGAUGGGCCAAGUGAUCCGGCAGUACGAUGACGUGGAUGUCUCGGUGGCUGUCUCCACGGACAAGGGUCUCAUCACACCGAUUGUCUUCAAUGCCGACCGCAAGGGCGUCAUUGAGAUUUCCAAGAAUGUCAAGGAGCUGGCCGGCAAGGCCCGGGAGAACAAGCUGAAGCCACAGGAGUUCCAGGGCGGCACUAUCUCGGUGUCUAAUCUGGGAAUGUUCGGUGUUAAUCAGUUCUGUGCCGUAAUUAAUCCCCCGCAAUCGUGCAUCCUGGCCAUUGGAACCACAACGAAACAGCUGGUUGCCGAUCCCGACAGUCCAAAGGGCUUCAAGGAGGUCAACCUACUGACCGUCACCCUCAGCGCUGACCAUCGGGUAGUGGACGGCGCCGUGGCUGCCAGGUGGCUGCAACACUUCCGGGACUACAUGGAGGAUCCAGCUUCAAUGAUACUCUAAGCAAACGGCACCCGGCACGAAUCAACAUAUGUAGGGACUCCAACGAAAACAUUAGAUGCUGGCCUCGGUUAGGCGGGGAUUUUUUGGUCGACAUAAACUAGAUGGACGUGUGGAUUCAAUUCGGUGUUAAUAUAUAUAUACGUUAAAUAUGUGAAUUUUUACGAUUGGUUGGCCAUCCUCAUUGCAAUAUUGGCAGUCUCCGAUUUUAGCACUUGCAUAAAAAAAAUAUACCUAUAUUUAUAAAUUUAAUUGUGUAAAGUUCGAUGUAGUUAGUGCCGAUGGCCACGCGGCAUCGCUGCCAUGAUUGUAGUACACUCAAAAAAAUGAAACUAGCAUGAUAUUUACAUUACUCACAAAGCUGUAAAUUUCCGAGAUAAACAUACACAUUAUGGAGAGAGCGUAUGUUUCGAUCGAAUAUGUUGAACAUGAUCGACUAAAAAGACGAAAGUAACUAGUUGAAAGUCCAAAGACGCGUUGAAUAAACCCAAAACACACUCACAUGUACUAGCCAAUUCAUAAAA